Amoebophrya sp. A120 is the source of this 12691-nucleotide messenger RNA. The record is from the annotation of a GenBank genome assembly. Lineage: Eukaryota; Dinophyceae; Syndiniales; Amoebophryaceae.
AUGCUUGGUUCGGAAUCUCUGGAUUUGCAGCAGUGGCGGCCACCACGACCCGACCAUGAAACCGAAUUUGCGAGAGAACGUCGGAGGCACUUACUGCUGACGUGUUCUUCCACUUAUUUUCUGAUGCGAGCAUUGCUGUGGACGCGUGCCAGAAGAGUCCCCCUUCCCGACCCGCCUCAGUUUCCGUGGGAAAGAAAUCAAAACGCACCUGGCCAAGGCAACAGAGCGAGGCAAGCGCACCAGGCGGAGGCAAGCGCACCUGGCGACGGCAAUUGGGUAGACAUUGAUUCGCUAAACCUUCGGACGGAGCUCGACACAAACGUUUUCUUGGACAGUGGAAACGGUUCUCGGCAUUACCACGUCGUGAACACCCAAAACAGGUCGGAGAGGCUGGUGGUCAGACGAGCGACGGCCGGGGUAACGGCGACGGAGGACGAUCCUCAGUACCGUAGUUUGCGGGAGGAGCAGCACAGGAAGGAGCGGGAGCUUGCACACACAGAAGCCAGUCUUCCGGGUGCGCGUGCACAGUUACGAGCGAGCGUGCAAGCGACGCAAAACUUGCGGGACCAAAUAAAUGAUCGGUGGACAUUUCGUACGCUUCCCCAAGGGGAGCGAGACAGAGUAUGGGGUCUUUAUUUUGACGCACAGAACCGAGAGACCCGGCCGCGCGAUCAGGUACAAACUCUCGAGGGACAGCAAAGAGAUCUCACGAGGCAGAUCGAAGGACUGAAAACGAAUCGCAAGAACCACUGGAUGCGAGUUCGCUCGCAGUGGAUUAAAAUGGAGUGGAAAGCUCGUGCGUUGGAGCCCUGGCUCAUGCAAGUGCAGAAUGACGUGAUUGCCCCUUUUCAGCAACACUUGGACGAUAUUCGUUUCACCGGAGCAGCAGCAGACGUCGCGACGACGUCGAAUUUAGACCAGUUCCCUCCGCGACGCGCUGAUCGAUUAGCGUCGGUUUUCGGCGGACCGACACGCGCCCAGGUCCGGGCACUGCGCCCCGGACAGCGGCCCGCCCGGCUGACUUUGCCCGAACCUGCCAGGUCCCAGACUGCUUUGGAAUGGCUGCGCGGCCGCCGAGAACCAGACGCCUCCGUGCGACUCGUAGCGGACGACGAGCCUCUUGGGAAAGCCCGCGCUGUGGUGCGAGAGCUAGGUCGAGGCAAGUUGUUCUUUCGGGACCUUCUCGACGCCGUUUCACCCGAGGCGAACCAGCAGCAAGCGGGCCCGAUUCUCGAGGAGCUGCUACACCGCUACGAAAGAGACCGGGACACGGCCCGCGUUUUGGAGCGCGCAGCGCUGGAGAGCGUCCUGUUUCUCACCCCGACCGGCACGACCGGCGACGCAGAGGAGGCGGUGCUGACCUACCUGCACCGGUCCCGCAGCGUGUGGCGCAUGCAUGACCUGGUGCGCCUCGUCGCCGAGGACCCCUACUUGGGGAUGGAUCUGGUCUGGUGGCGGGAGAAGCUCCGCGCCGAGACCGCGGUCACAUUCGCGCUCGUAGAGAAGGUCCGACUCUACUGCGUGGCGUACCUCUUGCUGCAGUCGCGCCUCACGCAAACCCGCGCAGUUUUGCGAGAGUUGGCCGCGGCCCAGCAGCCCGACCAUGUUGCGGGUGUGCAGCCACCACACGAACUGACGGAGACGGCGGCGCGGAACUUGUGGGACCUAGGCCUGUCCCAGUGCAUGCGGUACGACCCGGCGGUGUACCCGAUGUACCUCGCGUUUGACGCCACCCAGGGCUUGAUGAUGUGGCCGGCGCAGGUGGAGACCCUGAAAAAGCUCGUGCAGCGCGAAGUACACCUCCUGGAAACGGGUCAAAUCGUGAAGACCUCGGGCUUCUCGCCGCGGCUCCUCCGGCAGCCCUUGUUCAGCAGUCCGCUGGUGGCCCUACCAAAUGAAAUCAGCAGUGCAGCCUCGUCCGGCGUUUUGUGGCGCGUGACCGGGUUCGGCGAGGACAAGCGCUGGGUCGAGGUGACGCACCCAGCAGGUGCUGGUCUUGAGGCCGGUGGCCCCACCAGCACGACCACCGGAUUUGUGUGGUACACGGACUUGCAAGUUCCGGACUCCGUCUUCCUUCCGGGCGAGCGCGUGCGCUUCCGCUCGCUGCCGGCGGGAGGAGAUCAGUCCGUCGUGCGGAACGGCAGUUUCGCGCGGGUGCGGUACGUCGCGAACAGCAGCGAGGGCGUGCAGACCGCGGACGCGUUCCUGGUGCUGGAGCUGGAGGAGCAGCCCGGAGCCGCGCAGCAGCCUCCGUACACCCCGGUCACGGUGAAGCUGGACUACCCAACCGCGUACGCGGCGUUGGAGCGCGUGGAAGAUGAAGCGGAGUCCUCGUCCUCGCCGGGCAGCACGCAGCUCACCUCGUUCACCAGCGUGUCCGAGCAGCUGCGCAUGGGCGCCGGGAAAACCAAAGUGUUGUCGGGCCUAUGCAUUGCAAAAGUAUCGUACUAGUAUAAAUUGCAUUACAAAUUUUAUCAGAAAGAAAAAUGGAAUUUGUAAUGCUAAUUCAGGUAAAAAGGUCGGUUUGUCAUGCAUGACUGCAAUUCAUACGAGUACGAUACUUUUGCACAGGAUAGGGCCGGACCCUCGCGACCGUGGGCAGCACGCACCGCAUCCCGGUCUUGGUGUUCACCGACGCCCUGCACGCGUCCAACACGCAGGACAUCCGCAGCACCGUACGCACGCAGGGCAAGGACGUCGAGGUUUUGUCCUUCGCGGUGCACGCGAACGGCACAGUGGGCUACCUGUCCUGGCUAAAGAACAAGCUCCUGGAAGCGAAGCGCACGGGCCAAGUGAUUUUCACAGCGAAGGCGAAGGAUCUGCAGGGCCUGGUGGCGGCCGUUAACCUGAAGUUCGAGAAGCUGCGCACGUUGAUGCGCCAGGUGCACGACUCGCAGAUGUGGAUCGAGCGCGAACGCCGCGCCCAACCGGAUGCAGUCGGUGCGGAGGAGGACGACGACGAGAUGGAACAGCGGCUCUACGCGCAGUGGCUCGGCAGCAUGCGUCGCAAUGUGCAAGCCAAUGAUGUCCUGGAGGGUAUGAAUCAGGAGUAUCGCAACUGCGUCGUCAAGGUUCUGGGCAUGGACGAGGGACGCCUCGCGCGAAAGGAGCGCCCGGAGCCGGAGUGCGCCAACGGCGAGUCGGCCCUGGCGCCCCUGCAAGAAAGGGCGUACCAGGCCGGGGAGACCAUGCGGGUGCUGUUGCUGCUGUUCGAGGUGCUCGACAUUCUGUCCAGCGACGGCCACACGCUGUUCGACGAAGUGGAUUCCUUGCUGGCCUGGAACAAGCAGCUGAAUCUUCCGGCGGGCGACCGCAUGCCGGUUCCGGCCACCUCUAUCAAUGAGGUCAUGAAGAUCUGGUGGGAGUUGCUGAUGUGCGACAGCCACGAACUCGCGGAGGAAGUAGUAGGCUCGGGAAGCGCUGGCCCCGCUGCAGUCCAACCACCUGCGGCCGCGAGUCCUUCACCUCUUCGUGGCCCAGAUGGCGCACCGGCCGCGCCGGCUACUGCUGCGCAAGCAACGACUGCUGCCGCCGGCCUGGCCCGGACGAGGACCACUCCUGCGCCGCGGUACAAACGGGUUCUGGAUUUGGUCGUGCGGAACGCGCACAGCAAGAUGCCGCAGUCCUUCUACGACGAGUCGAUUCUGCCGAAACUGGCCGACGAUGUUUGCCGCCGGCUGGUCAAGGAGACGCUGGGAAAACCACAGAAGCGGCCGGGGGACGACGUGGCCAAGGUUCGGUUCGGGGAGGGCCAGUUGCAGCGGCAGCAGGACAACUGCAAGGGCUUUCUGCUGUCCACUUCGCUGCACCACUUUUCCAGGGACAACAAGGGAAUGGCGCUGGACGCAUGGAGCUUCAUCAACACACUCCCGCGAACCGUCCCGCUGUACGACCAGGUCCGCGAGAGCGGAUCCGCGGCCAAGCACGUGCUCGGGAACAUCGCGCGCGAGUCGCUGUCCAAGCAAACCAACGUGCACUACGGGCGCAGCCAGAUUGUGCACGACUUCGAGGGGGCCAUGCCCUACAAGGCCGCGGAGACCCCGAGCGAGUCUUCCAAAACGGAGAUGUCGCUCUACAAGGACGUGUACGAAGCCAUGAGCAAGACCAUACUGACCUACCUGUCCGAACCGUGGGACGCGGAGAUGGCGACGAAGGACGUGUUCGUACUGCCCGGGUUUGCGACCUCCACCGAGAGCAUCAGCCAGCGACUGGCGCAACAAGCCCAGCAGGCCGGACCGCUCGCGCAAAAGAGUCGCCGCGUCCCGCAGAAGAUCAGCGAGCUGCACUACCAGACGCGCCGCCUGAUCAAGCUGAUCCGCCGCGAGUGCCGCGAGAAUUUCGGCCGGAGUGACACGGACCACGCGCUCAAGCCGCCGGACAACUUCUUCCUUGGUGUCGAAAAAUUUUCCGAGGAGCUGAGCCGGAUCCUGGCCGAAGAGCAUGUACACGUCAACAACCUAGAAGGUGGUCCAGAGCAAGCUCAUGGUCCUCCACCCCGGAUCAACAUCAACAACCCCGGUAGAAGUUCUGCCAGAGCGCCGGCAGGAGCAGCUGCGCUACCUCCUGCGGCAACUGCGGGUCGUUCCACCCCAGCAGCUGCGUCCCACGAGGGUGCUCCUGGUGCGACGUCGACAACCGCCACCGAGGCGCCGGAACCGAAGUGGGCGCCGCUGGAGAAGGCACUUUGGGAGGAGGGCGACGAGGAGGGGCUGCCCACGUUCGCCACCGUGGUGCGGUUCCGCCACCUGCUGGAGCGGAACCGGACCAACACGCUGGUCGUGCCGGCGCUGCUGAUGUGGUACCUGAGCCGCAUGGUGUUCCCGGACAAGCACCAGCUGUCGCUGUACGCGGUCCAGGCCAACGCCGGGUCGGUGGAGCUGGCCACGCUGACCCACCAGAGCCAGGGCUUCUCCGGCACCACGGCGGACGAGAUGACCCAGGCGCUGAACACGCAGAAGGCCAUGACGCGCGUCGACCGGCGGGGUCGCGGCGAGUUGGCGGUCACGUACACGGACGAGUUCGACACGGCCGAAGAGGUGCGGCACGUCCUCCUGAACGGCCACACCUCCGUUCUGGACAACCUGGACGAGAAGUUGCUGCAACGCCCGGACCGGUUCCUCUUCGAGGUCGCGCGCCGGUCGAACGUGGACGACCAGCACCGGACGGAGGGCAGUUACCCCGGCUACCACUACCGGGACUACGUGGGAGGAACGUUGCAGCCCAGAGAGCUCCAGCCUGAGAACCGGCCGGCGGCGGUGAAGUUCCACGAGUUUUCGGCCUUCAUCGACGCGGGGGCCUACUUCAGCAUGAACAAAAUGCCGCGGAAGGAGGUCGCGUGCCGGCUGCUGUACGCGUGGAACACGCUGAACGCGGACAAGGACGUUAUCGCGUUCUACGAGGACAAGACGCCGGGCCAGUCCACGUUGAUGUUGUACCGGUACCAGACCCUUUUCCCCUCCGGGCGUUUCCCCGGCGCGUCGGCUGCCGUGGCCGACCGGCGGGGACGUGAGGACAACGGUUGGCUGGACGGGGUGUGUGCGAAGCGAUGGCACCGGGAGGACGAAGCGCACGCAGUGUACACGACCGGGGAGGAAGACCGGGACUACUGGUGCCCGUCGGAUGACGAGGAACAAUACGUGCAGAGCCAGUGCGACGCCGCGGUGCUGCCGGCCCCGCUGGAAGUGAUCGGGAGUCAGUACGAGAGCAUCGCCGAGGCAGCGGGCUUUGCGUCCGUGCAGGAGCUCGAGUGGCACUUGGUGAUGUACUACGACCAGGCGCACGUUAUCGGGGCCGACGUGAAGUGGAAGAACCGCGCGCUGAUGUCCCUGUCCGACAAGACCGGGCGCGACGCGGCGGCCCAGGGUGCGAUGCGCGCGCGCGGGCUGUUCAAACCUCCGCUUCCCCAGUACCAGUUCAUCACGUUCGUGAUUGAGCGCCGCGUUUCCGAGGUCAUCAAGCGGUUCCGAGCGGACGCAAAGGCGCUUCCCGCACUGGACGAAGACGAGGCAGCUUUCCGUGCCCUUCCAGAGGCCGAGCGGCAACAACGGGUCCUCGCGCACAACAAGGAAACCCGGCGUCGCAACCACACACGCGUGCGCUACUUCCUGACCGAGAUGGAACGAACGGUGGCAGAACAGGCGGCAGCUGGAGCCGCACCGCCCGCCGCCGCGGACGGCUCUGGUGCCAGUGGUUCUUCUGCAAGCGGUGCGCGAUCCGUCGCGGCCGCGGUGCAACAACUGAAUCACGCCGGUCGUGAGUUUCAGAUCAGUCUGGAUCGCACAAGUGGCGAAAUCGGGGUGCAGGAAGAAGCUGUUGUGGCUCCCGCAAGCCAGCCGGGCACACCGACCGAACCAGGCGGCUCCGCCGACGGGAGUGAGGAGGAGGACGAGGACGACGCAGCAGUGCCGCAGGCCCUUGUAGCGGAAGCGGACGCAAGGUUCAGCGACGAGGGAGAUCUUCGCGUGCGGGAUUUGGCUGCCUACGCCUGGCACCUGCAGGACGAGGUACUAGUUGUACCCUUUGAGUUGUGCAGUAUGCGUUCCUGAUGUAGUCACAUGAUAGACAAGAUCAUGAUAUUGUGGUUGCGAAGAUACUUGUUUUUAGCAUUUCAUCAUGCACGUUUAGAAGAAGGCAGAGGCACUGAACUAGAAGGUAUUGACCCAAAAGUUUUUAAUAUUGGUUUUCGAUUCUUGUUACUUCCGUAUAGUAAAAGUUGUACAUGAAAAUAACAUGAAACAGGGCGAGAAGCGCAACUUCGCAAUGUCGAUUCCGAUGCAGCUGACGGCUAUGACGCGUGCGCUGCUUGGCACGCUUCGGGGCGUGGCGUUUUUUCGGCCGUACCUCGGCAACAUCCCGGACGACGAGAGCGCGCUGGGCCAAAUGCUGCGCACAGACACCGAGUACGAGUACUGGCGGCAGACUGAGGUCGCGGCCCCGUCCGCCGAGGACACGCUGCGUGCCUUCCAGAUCGCGUUGGGUGUGCACGACCGUAUCAAGGACUUCAUGCUGGUCUCGUACGAGAACCCGGAGUGGGUGUGGCAGACCUACAGUCCGGUCAAGUACAUGGUGAAUCCGCUGGACAACGUGAAGGGCUCGGUGGUGGGCAUGGCCCGCAGCCUCCGGUGGAACGUGGGGGCGCUGGUCCCCGCACAGAUGCUGCGAGCGUGGGAGCGCGCCACCUACCUGUGGGUGGAGCGCGCGAACCUGCACCUGGACAAGCUGCCCACCCGCGUACUGGGGUCGAAGGACACCCACUCGGACCCGAACGGGGCGGAGGUACAGACGGAGGUGCAGCUGGAGCUGGAGCAGGACCUGCAGCUCGAAGUCGGCCUCCAGCUGGACGAGGCGCCCCUGGCGCGCGACCUUCGAGCGAAAGCGACCAAUAAGUACGGAUUGGUGGCGCCUUUGGUGGUCGCCGACAACGAAAACAUCAACACCUUCGGCGACCGUUGGGUUCGGCAACACGUUGCACUGCGGCUCCCUGGGAUGAACCGUGACAGAGUGGAGGACUGGGUCGGUCGUUCGGACCAAGGGCGGAUUCCGAUCCGGGGGGGCUACAGUCUCCUUCCCGCAUUCUACGCGGCGGACGCCAGUUUGCCCUCCUUCUACCGCUGGUCCAGCUUCACCGCCGUCGCAAUCCGCGCGACCGCGAAUCUCGUCGCGCGAGCCGCGCCGCUGGCUUUGCCGCUCGCGGACCAGGCACAACGCGCGGGCGAAGAGCGCGCUAGGGUGCUCGACUUCCUGAAAAACGACAGCGAGCUGUUCCGGGGAACCGUGCGCGCGCGCACCAUCCUGGGCGAGAUGCAGAGACACGCGGCCCCGUCCUGGCGUGUGCUGACGGACGACCCGAACCUGGUGUCUCCAGACCUGUACUUGUCCAGCGAUGCCGCGCAGCCCUGGGAGGGGCUGCAGUCCUGGAAAACCUUCCUGCGGCCGAUGGAGCGGUACCUACAGAAGGCGUUGCUGGUGGAGGACAAGCGGGUGCGUAGCAUGACCUUCCAGCUCGAAGUCAACACCUUUUUCGAGGUACCGAACUUGUCCGAGCAAGAGAGGAUCGCCGUGCGCGAGUGGGCGGUGCUGAAGCGGAACGGCAAUCUGGAGCAGGAGGUCGGGAGGCCGGUCCGCCGCGGGAACGGGGCGAUCACCGACCUGUCGCGCCCCAGCCAACUUGCUAUCACCGCGCUGGGCUUGUGGCCGCGGGCGCCUGGGACUCCGCCGGAACCGAAACCUGCGGCCACGCGCGCGCGGCGGGCGCUAUUCGAGAAGGUCCUGGCGCAGUUGGAGAAAUCGCGGUUACUGGAGGCCAUGGUGCGGAACCCGAUCGAGAAGAAAUACAGCCUGUUACUGCAGAACCCUCUGGACGAGGUGGCGCAGCCGAACCUGCGCAAGUUCGAGCGGGAGCAGGGCAAGCGGCUGGCGCGCAGUUUGGACGAUGCCAGCAAGAGGGAAUUGGAGGCCGAGUUGAAGAGGAUUCUAUUUGGGGAUUCCAACCAGCUGCUGUCAUUUGUGGCCAACGAGGAAGUACAAGAGCCCGUCUCUGCAGUACCUGCUGCCGUGGCGGUUGUGGAUCCGGCAGCCGGAGAACCCGCGCAGCCGGCACCCGUAGAACCCGCACUGCCGGCAGCCGGAGUACCAGUGCCGCCCGCGGCCGGAGCACGCUCACCGCCGGCAGCCGUAGAACCUGCGCAGCCGGCAGCCGUAGAACCCGCACAGCCGUCAGCCGGAGUACCAGUGCCACCAGCGGCCGGAGAACCCGCACAGCCGCCAGCCGGAGUACCCGUGCAGCCGGCAGCCGUAGAACCCGCACAGCCGUCAGCCGGAGUACCCGCACCGCCAGCGGCCGGACAGCCCGCUGCAUCCACUACGGCUCCACGGCCCAAAGCACGCCCGGCCGCGAAGCAAGCUGCACGCGGUGCGGCGCACAAUGCUUUCGAUGCCAUCGACCUUUCGCUCUUAUCGGCAAAAUUCUCGCCACGCUCGCAGGAAGAUGUCAGGGAUGCAGAUGCUAACAGAGCGCUCUGGGUGCAUUCCAGCGGCGAAGACAGUGACUUUGUUGAUCAUUCUGGCGGGGAAGCGAGCGACGCAGCUACGCAACCGUCGCCGAGCGCUUUGCGCCGGGAGGACCGCACGCUUACGCUGACUUUCUCUCUGUCAGUCAAAGACUCGUUCUUCAACGCGGGGGAGGGCGAGCAUCCGGUCACCAGCCCGGGCGGCGUGAAACUGCGUGCCGCGUUGAACGCGCUGCGGUCUCUCGUUCAGGACGCUGUCACCACCGAAAACAACCGGGGAAUCCUCACCCUCAAGGAACUUAAGCCUGCGCCGAAACCGACGGCCGUUCCGCAGCAGCCACAGAGCGUGGCGGAUGGACACCGAGUUGUUUCUCCCGCAGCUACUGCUGAGCAGCAGCAGGCACAAGGCGCGGUGAUUGGCGUUAGAACUCCUGCUGUGCCGGCGACCGCGGAUCAGCAGCCGCUGUCGCCGGGCGCUGCGGGCGAUGCGGCCGCUCCGGCGGGUACCUCGCAAGACGGAGCAACAGGACGAGAUCCCGCGACCGCACAACCGGCCCCGGCGUCCCCUUCCGAUGGUGCGAGCUCGGAUUCUUCACCAGAACCACCGGAGGAUGGGGCGGCCCGCAACCUUGAACCGGACACGACCCGUGGCUGGUUCCAGGACGGCGUUGCGCUUGAGGACGCCGCGCAGGACUUCGAGGUGCCACUGCAGCUGGCGGCCCCCGAGAAGUUAAUUCAACUGCAAACCGCACUGCACAAGUUUUUCUACGCGGAUAGCCCCUCGCCCUCCAAGAGUCUCGUCGCACGGUUCGCCGUGGGGAAGGAGCUGUCGUUGUACACGCGGAACAUGAGCCCCGACUUCCUGACGGGCACGGACGAGGUGACCGAAGCGCAGGCGAACGAACUAGCCGUGCUGCGACACCGCAUGGUGUUCCUGACGAACAUCGAAACCACACGAUUCGUCACGCUGCUGCGAACCUUGCAAAACGGCGGGGUUCCGGAAGCGCAGCGGUUGCGCCCCGGGCAGGAGUGCGACUCGGCGAGUCAGGCGUUCCAGCGCAGCAGCUUGCGCAGCGUUUGGGUCGUGGACCACAUGGGCGCCGUGGCCGGAACUGCUUGUUGGCGCCCGAGUUUGCAAACGCCGACCCUGCAGCUGCAAAGGCACUUCCGCGAAGUCUUCCCCGCCGCGAAGGAAACGGCGGAGCGGGUUCUGCUAGAAAACUCCCCGGACGACAAACGCCUUCAGGCCGAGAAUGUCAUGUUCUCUUUCCGCAAUGUUGCCGCUGGUCCAGCGGGGGCACAGCAGGAACCAGGAGUGGCGGGCAAGGCCGACGCCCGCGACAUCCUGCAGGGCAGCAAGCUGGAGCUGCUGAACAUCGUGCACGACCGGGCGCGCGGGAAGUUGCUAGCACAAAGCAUCUUCCUGAAGCGCGGCAUUCAAAAUCUGUUGCAGCACAUGCGCGAGUUGAAGUUGGUCAAUACACGACAGCAGCUGCCGGAGUCGAAAACGCUGCAAGAGGGCGAGCGGGUGAUCGUCUUGAACGAGCCGAACCCAAACGCCGGCAGAGAGUUCUGUCCGGUCCGCAUCCGCACCGAGUUGGUGCCCAUUCCGGUCCAGGCUCCGUCCGCCCCGGUUUCAUCAGGCGGCUUCCUCGCGCCGCGUCCAGCAGGUAGUCAAGGACAAGCUUCAUCUUUGCCGCCACAACAGGGUGAAGACGCUGCGCCAGAAGAAGAUCCCGCGACAGAGCGUCGAGGACGAACUGCAUCUUUGCCGCCACAAGCAGGUAGCCAACAGACUGUUGCGCCGCAGCAGGGGGCUGGAGCAGACCCCGCGGCAGGAGUUCCAGGUGCUCGAUCGUCGCCGGUUGUUCCAACCGCUGGCCCGCUGCAGGGCGCAACACCAGAGCCGGCAGCAACACCAGAGUCGGCCGCACCUAGGGGACGAGCCUCAUCGCAGCCACCAGCAGGGGGUGCUCCGCAUGGUGGAGGUCUAGCAGCUGCGUCCGCAUCGGGAAGUGGUCAAGGGCGAACUUCGUCUGUGCCCCCUAUGAUGAGAAUUAGACAAGGAGAAACAAUAUUCCAACCGUUGGCGCCGACCCACCCUCUGAUUGCGGAAACUGCCACCUGUUUGUACGGCUACAAGGAGGUCGGUCGCCGGCGUCGCGUGAUUUUGUUCGAUGAAGAGACCACGGUCCAAGGGGUACAGCAACUCGUGCGGGACGAAAUCAACGCGCGCAACGACGGUCAGCAGACGCGGUUCAAGCUUGUGGUCGGCGCGCCGCUGCAGGCGGUUCACGCCCUGCUUCCGGAGUCGCUGCAGGGCGCGGCUGCCUCGCCGCAGCAGGAGGCACGCAAGCGGCUGGUGGCACGGUUCCUGCCGAACGUGGAGCGGCCGGAUCAGACCGCGGCGCGCAACUACCUGCUGUCCCUGACGAGAGACGGCUCGCCGCGCCCGCGUUAUUACGACGUUCCGGGACUGAAAACCUCCUCGCACCAGGAAAAGCAAGCCGUGAAAAAUGUGUACAUCGACAACCUGCUCGGCGCGGACGAGGAGGAGGAAGCAGAAGACCGCGCCGGCGGAGGCGGAGGCGGAGCGACCGACGGGGCGGGUGCUCCUGGCUCGCCUCGCCCGGGUGUAGCAACUACGGGCGGCAACCGCAAUCAGCGUCCGGUGCGGACGACGCCGUGGGACGACCUGGACGUGCGCGAUCGCCGCCUGGCCCUGCUGCUCGCCUCCGUGCUGGCCAAGCCGGACCAGGACGCGCAACUGGAACUCGACCGCGACAUGCUGCAGACGAGCAAAGAGGUGAAGGCGCUGCUACCGCUGGAGCGCCAAGCCAAGGUGUCCAGUUCGCUGAACCAUAUCAAAUGUAAAAAUGUCUGGGUCUGGAAGCUUGCCAGGUUUGUGAUGCAUAUUUUGGAAUACUUUUGAUGUCUGUGAUGCAUGCUCUAGCAUGACAGAUUUUUCGAGGCCUUUGUGAUGCCUCUACCGCAUGAGAAAUGCCCUCUCCACGUAGCACAAACUGAAGUCCUUUUGCUGAUCAUGCAACACAAAUCUUUAGAAUGAAUCCAAACACAGCAUCACAAGUUGCAACCUUCCAGACCCGGACAACAUUUUUGCAAUUCAUAAACCAGCGGCUCAUGCAACUCCGGUCGGGCCGCGACGACCUGUAAUAAGUUUGCAGACCGAAAGUAGAAGUGCAAGCGGGCGCCAUACUUCUAUAUCGGGUAGUCGCAACCAGUGAAAACGAACAAAUCACUGCAGUGGUUUUACACCUAAGUCUAACUGCAGGAACUACUUCUACUGAACGAAGAUCUCGGUUGUAGAAAUAUAUAAAGCACCCAAGAAAAACACAAGUGUAAGCCAUACCGGAUCAUGACAUAAGACAUUUCAGAUUUUUGCCGCAAACAUCGAGGUCUUUUUCAAUGCUUGCGGAUCCUCCAUACCUAAUGAGACGGAGUUAGGCUGUCGCUUGCUGCUGAAGUAUGCUUCUUAUGACAGCCUCGGAGGAGAAGUCUCUGCAGGCGAUAAACAUUGUUUUGGAAGUUUUGAAUAGAAAAAUGAUAGAACAAUUUUAGACAUUGCAUAAUAAUGUACGUAGGUAAGGGUACUAGGGCACCAGGUGGGCCCGUUUAUUUGAGUAAACAGAUACGUGGAUGAUAGCGCGACGUGUAUGAUAGCA